Messenger RNA from Hirundo rustica (Barn swallow), 621 nucleotides. It is a transcript of the gene TNFRSF17, whose product is annotated as TNF receptor superfamily member 17. The coding region runs from base 1 to 621 and encodes 206 amino acids. The transcript has 5 exons. Gene Ontology annotation, molecular function: signaling receptor activity. NCBI's taxonomy places the organism in Eukaryota, Metazoa, Chordata, Aves, Passeriformes, Hirundinidae. The record is from RefSeq and is a predicted model, not a curated record. Gene Ontology annotation, biological process: tumor necrosis factor-mediated signaling pathway.
AUGUCAAUCAAAAUACUGAAGCAGCUGAAAAGAAAUCUUGUGAAGUACAAUCCAGACCUCUGUUUAUCUGUUCUUAUGCUUUCUUUCAGGGAUGCCCUGACAUGGAGAAGCUCCGAGUUGCCACGUCCACUGCUGGAUCCCAUAAUAACUCUAGGCAGAUCUCCUGCUUUUCCAUGUCACCUCCGGUGUUCCAGUGUACCACCACCCUCAUGUGAAAACUACUGUCAGAAGAGUACCGAUUCAAGUGGAAUUCUUUGGAUUUGUUUGGGCACAGGUUUGAUUUUAAUACUCACUCUGUUCACCUUAAUGGUCUUGUUUAAAUGGAAGCACUUAAAGCAACUAAAAGAAAAACUGGAAAACACAGACUCCUCCUUGGAGCCGAAUGAUAUUCUCAAGGCCAAUACUGAAAGCAGUGUGAAUAUAGAAGAAAUCAGACACACGCUUCCAAGUGAAACAUUAACGUAUUCAGUGGAAGAAUGCACUUGCAGUGACUGUGGCCUGGUAAAACCUCAGACUGGCUGUGAAACUUCAUUUCCAUUACCAGCUACUGAAGAACGAGCUACUGUUCUAGUUACCACCAAAUCUUUUGAUUAUUACAACUACGUUCUGGGUGUUGGAUGA